GUCUGAAAACUGCACGGGAUUGUGCAUGUGAAUUGCAGCUACGAGAUCACUAUAAAAGCUCUAAGCUAGCUAGCUAGGGCUGAAGCAUGGUGUUUGAAGGGGUGUUAGUGGACCUAUUGAACCGUUUCCUAGGCUCAUAUGUGAAAAAUCUGGAUGCUUCUCAGCUGAAAGUUGGAAUAUUUGGAGGUGAUGUGCUUUUGGAAAGACUUGACCUCAAGGAAAAUGCACUGGAUGAGCUCAACUUGCCUGUGAGGAUAUUUGGAGGACAUUUAGACAAACUUCGCUUGAAGAUCCCCUGGUCUAACUUGUACGGUGCUCCAGUAGUGGCUGAGGUGGAUGGCCUCUUUGUGGUAGCUGGGCCUGCCUCUGCUGCCAAGUACGAUGCAGAGAGAGAUGCUCGGGAGAAGAAGGACAACAAAGACAGACAGUUGAAGAAAAUCGAAGACGCUAGAAAAAAGACCUUGGAAACAAAAGACAAGAAGAACCAAGCCCCCGGCCUUGUGGAGAAGCUGGUGACACAGAUCAUCAGGAAUGUUCAAGUGACCGUCAGAAACAUUCAUGUAACGUUUGAGGAUGGGGUGACUGACCCCUCCCAUCCGUUCAGUGUGGGCGUUACGCUGGACAGUCUGGUUGUCCAGAGCACAGAUAGUAACUAUGUGAUUGGAGGUCAGGAUGUCGACCCUGUCUCGCAGCUUAUCUAUAAGCUUGUGCACAUGAGUUGUUUGUCCCUUUACUGGAACACAGAUGCUCGUCUUCUCUUGGACGGGAAGUUGCCUAGCAACUGGGCGGAAACACUUAAGAGUCGGAUUGCCAGGUCACAUGACACAUCAUCGGACAUGCAAUUCCUGCUGCGUCCCACCAGUGCCAAGGCCAAGUUGCAGCUGACCAUGAAGCCAGGGGUGGACGAGGCCAUCCCUCAGGCACUAGUCAAUGUGGUGCUAGAGCACAUUGCCAUCUCUCUAGGAAAACAGCAGUAUCGUAACGUUAUGAGUCUGGUUGAGUCAUUUGAUAGAAUGUCUAUCAACCAAAAGUACCUCAAGUAUAAGCCCCUCGGGGGUGUGAGUGAUGACCUGAGGGCGUGGUGGAGGUACGCCAUUUCUGCCGUGUUGGAGGAGGACGUCAAGAGGAGGACUAGGAUGUGGUCAUGGAAACACAUCAAAGAGCACAGGGCAAGAUGCAAGAGGUACAGAGAGCGGUAUGUUGAGAAGCUGCUUGCUAAGAAGGUCUCAGAUACGCUCCAGGGGGAACUAGAUGAGCUAGAAGCUUGUUUGGACGUAGUCAAUAUCAUUCUGUGUCGACAGCUGGCUGAGAGCAAGGUUGAGAGACAAUUAGCGGCUCGUGAGGAACUGAAGGCCAAGUCUGGAGGGGGUGGUUUGUGGGGGUGGACCACAAGCUGGGUCACAGGGUCACCUGACCAGGAGCCAAUCAUUACACAGCCGCCCACGGACGUGGAGUUAGCAAAGGAAAAGGAGAAGUUGUACAAAGCCCUGGGGUACAGCGAGAGUGGAGGGAAGGCCAACUACUCGAAUGAGUAUGUUGCCCAUAAGGUGGUGGUUGACCUGAGGAAGGUGUCCCUGCAGCUGUACAACCCUCACGGAGCAGUGUCAGAGUUGUUGGCGGAUAGAGUAGGCGUGGCCUUCACUCAGCGACCAGCCUCUGGUAACAUCAGCGUGACCGCCUCGCUGGGUAGUCUGACCAUGAAUGGGCGUGGUCAAGGAGGAGGGGAACCCCCUACAAUCAUUCAGACCAAUCAACUAACAGCAGGUUCGUUACUGGAUGUUCGGUUUGAGCUGAAACCGCUGGGCAAGAGGGCAGACUAUUCCAUCAUGGCCAAACUCAAGCCAGUGCAGAUCAUCUAUGAUGCUGACACCAUUGAUGACAUCAUUGGAAUGUUUCUCCUGCCUAAAGAUGUUCAGCUUCAAAAAUUGUCGGCAGCUGCCUCGUCUAGACUGGAGGAGGCCAAGACGCAGGGAAGGGCGGGACUUGAACACUCUAUCGGACAAAAGAAGGUGAUGGAGAUGGACAUCAGUCUACACUCUCCCUACCUGAUAGUACCAGAGAAUGGAGUACUCACCAAGUCCUCUACGGUGCUACUGGUUGACUUCGGCUCUCUGCAGGUGACCAGUGCCCCACAGCAGCUGGAAAGCAUUAGGCAUGCUACUAGGGAACAGCUGGAGGCAGCUUUCUAUGACGACUUUGACAUUGAGCUCAGGAACGUCCAGGUGAUUGUGGCGGGCGUUGGUGAUGACUGGGAGAGGGCUCGGAGAAAUGUCUCCUCUCCCUUGCACAUCCUCACACCCACUAUGCUAGACCUUCAGGUCAAGAACAGCCUCAUGGACGAUGCCAAGUUACCCAAAAUUAAAGUGAGUGGAAGUCUACCCAAACUGAAACUGAGUCUUUCUGACAAGAAACUCAAGCAAGUUCUCAAGAUUAUCCAAAGCCUUCCAUUACCGCCUCCGUCACUGGCUAGCAAACCCGAGACCAGCAAAUAUAGUUACGAUUCCAGUGUGCGUUUCAAUGUGAACACUGAGGGUCUACUCAGCACCAUGCCUGCCCCACUACUGCCCGCUACUACUGAAGGAGAUAGUUCUGAUGAUGAGGUCUGGUAUACGGCGGAAGAAGGUUCAUUCGAUGAGAGUACCGGGAGCUACGUCUGCUCGGCUAAAGAGGAGGACGCUAGUAAGAAGACCAUCUCUGCCAACAAGCUGGACCUCACUUUCUCCAUUCCGGAGAUCAUGAUCAACUUCAGUGAGCACGAUGAGCAGUCUCAGAAGGACACUUCUCGGCUUAGCCUCACCGUGACCUCUGUGUCCACCUCUGUCCAGCACCGGACGUGGGAUACGGGUGUGACCGCUUCGAUUGGGUCUCUCAUUGUUGACGAUCACUAUAAUAUGGGUGUGGUUAGGGAGGAGCCACAGCACAUGCUGAGCACUAUUGCUAGUGAAGAGACCAAGAAAACAGCGUUUCUGUCUGUCAAAUACAAUAAGGCUGACAGCACUGGGCCUCAGUUUCAGAGCUUGUUUGCCUCCACUCAGCAGAGCAUUGAUGUCAGUCUCUCGUUGCUCAGACUACAGCUGCACAGAGAGUCUCUCAUUAACCUCCUGGCCAUAGCACAAGACAUCACCAAUGAUAGCAAGAGCAAGGCUAAGACGAAGGAUAAAUUGUCUUCUCCUAGUGGAACAAAAGUCUCAUCAAAGUCUCAAACUAAACUUGAUGAGACGACAGUUGCAGCUAGCAAAUCUGUUGCUAGGGUACCAGGGGAGAAGGACCUUGACCUCGCCGCAACGUUGACUGGAAUUGAGUUGAUAUUAUCAGACGACAAUGGCAAUUUACUGACAUCAAAUAUUAAAGGUGUGGAGACCAGUGUUGUUAUUGAAGAGAAGGCAAUCAACAUCUCAGCAAGUUUGUCCGAUGUAUGUCUCGUGGACGCGGACCCUGGAUCCCGCCACCCCAAUGUGAUAGUCAAAAUGGACAAGUCGGAGAAAGUCAUUUCCACUAACGUUGUUGUGUACAAGAACGCUCCCAAGACCGACCUCAAUACAGCCAACCUCAGCGUAAAGGCCAAAGUCCAAAGGUUGAAGGUCACAAUUCUGUUCAGAUUCCUUAAUAAGAUCAAGGGAUUUGUGAGCGAGUUUUUGACACAACUUAAAUUGGACCAGAAAACGAUUGACUCGGCAAAAGAGGCAGCUGCAAAGACAGCCACUAGAACCGCCGAGGCACUAAGAGAGCAGAGCUCUAGUCGUGUCCGUCUAGACAUCACCGUGUUUGCCCCUGUUCUAGUGCUGCCCCUCAGUGCUCUCAGUCAGGCCGCCUUCAUUGCUGACCUGGGCCGCUUGAAGGUGAAGAACAACUUCCUCCACGCUGACAGCAUCUAUGAAGGGACCGAGGAUUUUGAUAAGGGCUCACUUGUGAGUGCCUCAGGAGAGAAGGCUCUCUUGGACAAGAUGGAGGUCUCUCUGAGCUCUAUACAACUGGGAAGAGUUGAGCGUCUGAAGGAGGAGACAAAGCCAUCACCAGGUCACAUGAUCGUGGAGCCAUUAGAGUUCAGUGGUGUGGUCACCCGCAGUCUGAGCAGCUGGUGUACGGUAGUGCCAGCUGUCGAUGUUCAGGCUAACCUCCAGACACUCAAUCUUCGCUUCAGCCCUGAGGACUACCAUGUCACCAUGUCCCUGUUGAGCUCACUCAAUGAAGGAGCUUCGACUAGACCACCCCCCAUCUCCCCCAAGGAGAAGGACACUCAGCCUGAACCUGAAGAGUCUUUGGACCUUCAGCCUACAAAAGAAGUGGAUGUGGCAGAGGGCGGGGUCAACAUCAGAGUGACCGCUGUAGUGGGAACUGUUGAGCUGGCACUACACACUAAAGGAGAGACUGUAGCUACUGUGAGAGUGGAAGAACUGGUCACCAAUGUGGAGUUGCUUAGCAAUACCAUCCAGGUCAAAGUUGGAAUAUCUGAUGUAAAUGUCUCUUCACUGAACUCUGACCACCUCUACCCUAAGAUAGUGUCCGUGACAGGGUCUACCAAGGCACUGGAAGCAAAGAUUGGUAUUUAUCCUCAAGCUACUAAGAGCCUUGAAGGUUAUCUGGAUACGAACCAGUGUGACGUUAGUGUGGAGGCGUCUGUUGGUCAGUUGAGACUAGUCCUCCUCUUUCUGUUUGUGAGCAAGAUCACCAACUUCUUGAAGGAGCUGCAGGUGAGCCAGGAAGCCAUUGACAGGGCCAAGAAGUCGGCACAGGAGAGUGCCACAGCUGCCAUCAAUGCUGUCCAGGAGAAACAGGCCAGUGGUCAGCGUAUAAAGCUCUCCAUCACUCUCAAAGCUCCAGAGAUAGUAGUUCCUCUUCACUCCAACUCAGGAGAGGUCAUAGUGGCCGACCUUGGAGUGUUGAGGCUGUCUAACUCCUUCCAUCUUGUGGGAGGGUGGUCUGGAGGAGAGAGACCACCUCUGUACGAGGAGUACGAUAUACAGCUCAAAGAUCUGCAAGUGUAUCGUACCCUUGUGGGUGUGGCCAAUAAUCCCCCACGAUCGCCUGUCCUGGAGCCGUUUAAUCUCUCCCUGGUGAUGAAACGUAACCUGUCCAUCUCCUGGUACACAGACAUGCCCACCAUUGACCUGGACGCUUCUCUGGGAAACCUCAAGAUGUCCGCUAGUGAUGCUGACAUUGAGGCUCUGUGUCAGGUGCUCACCGGCAACCUCAGAGAGAGCUUAGACCACACCCCUACCACACCCACUAAAAAUGAGACACCUGCAGAUGCCGUGGAAGGGUCAUCUCUACCAAAGCCAGCUGAGGGGGUAAAAAGGCAUGCCUCAGUUGAAACUGAAGAUACAAAGACCAGUUCCCAAGUCUUCAAGAUGUUGGUCCUCAAGGCCACGUUAAAGAGCAUUGAGAUUGAACUGUUUAAGAGCCAGAAAGAUUCUGAUAAGUGGGUGAAGGGCAACCACAACUCUUUUGCAUCGCUGGACCUCCAUCAAUUCAGCAGCACCGUGUGUAUAGAGAGCAAUGGCGCUGUGGGCGUGGCCGUGGAAAUGCUCAAUGCCUGUUUGGAGGACAGUCGAUCCAUGCCCAACAAGAAACUAAUAAGACUAAUAGAUAAGGUGAUGGAGGACGAGGGAUCAACCGUUCCGUUAGUUUCUGUUUCCUUCAACAUAACUUCGAAUGGUGACAGUUUUGUGGAUUGCACUGUGGAGAGUGCAAAGGUGCUUGUCGAUGUCGUGUUUAUUUUUCUGCUACUCGACUACUUUAAGACGUCAGUGAGCUCCUUAUCCAAACCAACCGAAUCCUCAACUACACAAAAACUACCCUCGCCACUAAUUAGUGAUGCAGUUUUUAGCGAAACAAUUGACUCUGGUUGUCAGGAAUCAAUUAAAAGUCCAAGUCUUAAGAGUCCAAGUCCAACUCCUGAGCCGAUAGAGGAGGCAACAAAGAUAAGUAGUGAUGACAAACCGCUUGGAACAUUGUCAGUGAAAGUGAAAGUCCUUCGACCUUUGAUAGCGUUGCUGAAGAAUUCAGAACAGAAAAACACUCGAGCCCUGGUUUUGGGGAGUACGGUUGAUUUCUCCAUGGAGCAAGGUCCUACUGGGAUGACUUUAAAGACGGAAAUAUCUGAGCUUGCUAUCUUUGCAACUAGAGUCAGCAACUUGCGUAACACAGCAACAAAGGUCCUAGAGGUCAAGAACUCAAAACCUAUCAAAUUUGGAAUGCAACAAUCAACAUCUGAGGGAACUGCAAUCGAUAUUGAAGUACCGGACGUUGUCUUGUCCUUUUCACCCACCACCGUUAGACUGAUACUGCAUGUGGUGAAGGCUCUGCCGGUCACAGCUAAGGACAGUGAUGUGGAGAUUGGUGAGACCUCCCCCCUUGACCUCUGGGAAACGAGACCUGUCGACAGCAGCAGCUGGUACCUCAACCCCCCCGUCCCCUCAAGAAACGUGGAAGGGACGUCAGUUGACCAGGCCAUGCCCCUUGAAGAGGUUUUCGAUGUUGACGAGAAGCUGUCUCUGGUGAUUGACAGUCUGCUAGUGCUGGUUGAGGAAGAGACUGUGGCUGGGGGAAACCCCUUCCCCGUCAUUUCUAUGAAGAUGGGCAACUACACACAAAGUAAUGCUAAGGCCAUGGAGCUGACUGCUACAAACUGGAGCACUGAGCUGAAUGUACUGUCUACUGUGUCUAUGGAGGUGUCGUACUUCAAUCUGGGUCACAAUGUGUGGGAGCCGCUACUCGAGCCAUCUGUGGACCCAAGCUACGAAAACCAGGAGGUCUAUAUUCCAUGGACUCUCAAAGCUAGUAUAUGGAAGGACCUCUCUGUCACCAGUGUAGACAAAGGAAACAGCCGUUCCAGCUCUGUGUCCAGUCGAAUUGGGUCCAGGAGAUCUAUGAGCUCAACAAGUAGUGUGACCACUCAACCUGGCAAACAGGACGAACUACCCCCGGAAAUCUCUGUAGAGAUUAUGUCAGAGACACCACUACUACUAACACUCACCAAGUCUUGCUUGAUGCUCUUCAAGGACUUGUGGAUAGCGUAUGGUGAAGUGGAACAGGAAGUGACGGAGGAUGUGGAUAGCAUGGCUCCUGAGGCUAUGGAAGCUGUCUUUGUCAUCAAGAAUGAGCUUGGCUUAAACUAUCCUCUCACUGUUUACACAAAGGACACUCUCAAGGUUCACGGAGCAUACAGCAGCACAGUACGACACGGGCGGUCCGUCCCACUGCACCCGAUGACAGAGGCUCUCCAACUCAAGCCCGGCGAGUAUCUGCCCAGAGAAGUGUAUAAGAAGAGGAGAGUGCACAUUGUCACUAUAGCGAUUCCGAGUUUUAAGCCGAUAGACGUUGCCUUGGGAACCAGCGAGUGUGUCUAUUACCCUCUCAUACUGGCGGACAAAAAUUCAUCAAAGAAAGCUAAGGACUCGCCUCAGUUCGGAGUUGUCAUUGACAUAAAGAUGUCUCAAAGGGUGCCUGAAGUUCGGAUACGAUCUCCGUUACAGGUUGUUAACAACUUGUCUGAAGAAGUGCAAGUGUUUUGGCGAAAGGACUCAUCUGAGCCGCUCCCCCCAACUCCCCUCACAACCCUACCUGGAGGCUCCACCCACUCACUUCCGCUGGAGACCACUGGAUCACCAGAUGGAGGAUUCCAUCUGAAUCCAGUAUCUUCAGGUACUGUGCCUAGCAAGCAUUCAAUAUCGUGGGUCAACAAAGAGAAGUCUUUUGACCUAGGGUGCUACUCAAGCAGUAGGGGCUACCCUUUCUUCAUGCAUGUGGUCAUCGAUGAAGAACGCUACUCGAGGCAGCCAUCCAUUAACAUUGCAUCGAGGGCUCACCAUGCCUUUGUCCUAAACUACCCUCUUGUUCUUCAAAACCUUCUCCCCCUCUCAGUCACAGUGACUGAGAAGACUGACUCUACCGUUAGCAAGGAGUUGCCUCCUGGGAGCAAAACUAACUACAGUCACGUAGCUCUGUCAGAAGAACCUAGAUUCCAUACUAAGAUUGACUACAAUGGCCGAAUUUGGAGCGGAGAGGUUUGCCUAGACGAGGAGAGCGACGAGUACACACAACUCACCCUCAAACCAGAGUACAGCGUAGACAAGGGGGGCGAAAAGGACAAAAAUGAAGAAGAAACCAGUUGUCUUAAGCUGAUGAUCCACGUCCAGGAGAUGGGCUCAUGGCAACUAACACUUUACUGUCCCUACUGGAUAGUGAACAAGACUGGUUUAAUGCUGGAGUAUGCGGGGAAGAGCACUGAUGUUGUGACUGUACACCAUCCUCAACUGCCCAUGGCACUCUUCCCAUAUAAGGAGGUGAAAGUGAGAGUGAGAGGGUCAUCUCUACAGAAUUCUGAUUGGUCGAAAGCCUUCUCCCUAGACGCUGCCGGUAGUGAGGGCGUCUUCCGGUGUUUAGAUAAAAAGAGCAAACAGGAAUAUCAGAUGGGGACAACCGUGACUACCUCGAGUGUGGGUCUCUCUAAAGUGAUCACCAUUUCUCCUCUCUUCAUGACCUUCAACCAAACGAGGGAUGAAAUUAGUUUCAAAGUUGGUGAAGACCUACAGAUCUACACAGUCAAGUCUAAACAGCUGCUUGUAUUCUGGCCAAAAAGCAAUUCAGAGCAAAUGUCUCUCUCUGUGAAUGAUCAGAAAAUGAGCAAUCCUAGCAAGGCGUUCAAAUUCACUGAGAAUUCCUCAAGGCUGAUUCAGACAAAUGAUCUGAUACCAGCUGUGGUUACCGAGAUACAAGUGACUGGGUCGGCCAAUGUCGUGACAUUCAGUCCGUAUUAUGAGGGGGUGGUCCCCGUUAAGAUUGUUAACAGUAUGGCGUAUGAUAUGGAGUUCAAGCAAACAGCGGAGCACAUCAAAGGUACCCAAACGAUACCAGCUGGUCAGAGUGUAUUCUACUCCUGGAGGGCCCCUUUGGUUCAGAAGAAGGCGAUCAGCUGGCGCAUCGUGUACCCUGCCCAGAGGCUCAAAAUGAAGAGCAUCCUUACCAAGGACGAUGGUGGGAAAUUCAAGAUUCCCAGUAAGCUCCUUCCCCACUCUGAGUCGACGACAAGCUUGUACUCGUUGUCUGGUGACACCCAAGGCUCUGUAAGUGACUGGGAAGAUAGCGUUGACUUUCCGGAGUGGGAGGAGCUCAGUGCCGAUGACGAAGAUGGCAAUCUUUCUGGCAUAGAGGAGGAUGACGAAGGAGAGGAUGAGGAGGGUAAGGAUCUCACUGACUUCUCUGUGAAACAUGGUCUCGGGGUGAUUGGACGUGGAUUUACAAGCACCAAAAAAAAACUAUUCCAAAGACGAUCCAAAAGUAGGGGUAAAACUGUCGGUUACUGGGUCUCUUUCCUUGACGGCCUACAAAGAGUAAUUCUGUUCACGACAUCGCACGAGGUUUGGAGUCAUGUGAUGGGUGGGCAAAAGACGGAACGAGCCAGUACUGAGCUGUUCAGUCUAUCUCUUAGAGAGGUCGGUCUCUCUCUAGUGAAUGAUGAGAGAGGAUUGGAGGUUGCUUACAUUGGAAUACGUCCGUCCAAACCAAUCUGGGAGAUAUUGAAGAGGUGGAACCGCUGGAAACCAGUGUCCAAUCAUCUCAGAAAACAUCUGGAGAAAAUCAUUGAAAAACCAAAGGAAGAAAUAGAGGGGAAGGUCAUUCCAGUUCCUGAGAGCAACUAUAAGAUUGACUUUUCUGCUGAGUCGUCGUGGAUGCUUGUUGAGAAAAACGGCACAAGAAUUCAUGUGAGGAGGAGCCACUUUGAAGGAGUUUUUGUGCAAGUAACUCUCUCUGAGCAUUUGACGUCCAUUGAAACCAAGAUUAAUGAAAUUCAGAUUGAUAAUCACCUCCUUUUCACAAGCAAUCCGAUAAUUCUCUUUGCGUACCCCACUCCUCCCACUAUUGCCUCUAAAUACGAGCCCAAGCCUUUCAUUGAGAGCAGCAUGAUACUCAGAAACAGUGCACAGUCAAACGUCAAGCAAGUGCAGCUGUUUCAGGUUCUGAUUCAGGAGAUUGGACUGAACGUAGACAUGAACUUCAUCUUGGCCAUUGCUGACCUUUUAGCCAACCUACCAUCAGGAGUAACGGAGAUUGAAGGCAUUGAAAGAGACCUAUCAAUCUCAAAGUUUCCACUAGAGAAAUCGAAAGUUGAACAGGUCAGUGCGGCUGCCACAAGAAACUACUUCAAGUUUCUUCAUCUUUCUCCACUUGCCAUCCACCUAAGCUUUUACCUGGAUCGAGAUGCAUCCUACAAACCAGAUGAGCAUAAAGACAGCUCCUCCAACUCUGUAUUCGGGGCAGUGCUCAAUGCAUUCACUCAGUUUGCUUUUCUAGUGGGACGAACAAAGGACGCUGAAUUACGACUGGGAUAUUUUGAGCUAGAUGAGGUUGCACUAACUCAAACUGGCCUUCUUAGUAGGAUCCAGAAACACUACACACAGCAGGCUGUGCUACAGCUGUACAGUGUGGUGUUGGGGCUGGAGGUGCUGGGAAAUCCAGUCGGCUUUGUUAAAGGACUCAAGGACGGUACAAUCAAUCUCUUCUAUCAUCCAAUCCAGGGUGCUGUCCUGGGCCCAGGAGAGUUCUUUGAAGGUCUUGCUCUAGGUGGACGUGAAUUCUUUAGUAGCACUAUUGGUGGCCUAAGUGGUGCCCUGGGGAAGGUGUCUGGAGCCAUUGGAGACAUUGCGGCCAAAAUGACAGGGGACGAUGAGUUCCAGGAGGACAGGAGACGGUCGGACACUUGGGGACAGAGCUUAGAAGGAGCCGCUAAGGGAUUUGUUAGUGGACUGACUGGCGUGAUCACACAACCGUACAAAGGUGCCAAGAAGGAAGGAGCGUGGGGUGCCAUCAAAGGGUUCAGCAAGGGUAUUGUAGGGGUGGUGCUUCGUCCCACUGCCGGGAUCCUCGAUCUCACCAGUGCCACUUUCAAUGCUGUACAAAAGAAGUCAAAGGCUGGUGAUUCUACAGUGGCUGAGAUCAGGGCUGCUAGAUACAUUGGGCCAGAGAGGAUUGUUUUCCCCUAUUCACCACGAAGAUCUACUGGUUACGCUUUGUUUGUGGACAUAGAUAAUGGUCGUUUGCUAGAGACAGACACCUACUUCGACCAUGUGGAGCUGAUCGACAACCCUCUCAAAGUGUUACUGAUCACUAGCAGACAGCUGGCCGUAGUGAAAAUGAGUUCCAUCAGAGGUAGAUUUGACGAUGACUAUACAGUAGAUUUCACUGAGUUCACUGGACCAGCUAGGAUCGACGAGAAACACAACAGUGUUGUGGUCAUGCCAGUGAGAGAGGAAACAUUUGCUGGUCUCCGCUUUAUCUCUGGUAAGAAGAACUACAAAGAAUUUGACAAGACCCUAGCUGUUCUGAAUGAAGGCAUCGCUAAAAAGUCUGUGGAACUGAUCAAUCAAGCGUACGAAGAGUUUCGGGCAACUGCUGCUAUAGAUUACUGAUUAAUUGACACAAUUAUAUGUAGCUUUCUACAGUACUAGAUCUAGUUUAGACUAGCUAGAUAUGUAAAGAAAAGAAACCCUUAUGAUAAGUAUAUCUAUUAAUUUUUCACAA
Molecule: messenger RNA, 11520 nt
Organism: Halichondria panicea
Lineage: Eukaryota; Metazoa; Porifera; Demospongiae; Suberitida; Halichondriidae
Product: intermembrane lipid transfer protein VPS13C-like
Exons: 93
Coding region: 87-11408 (3773 amino acids)
Biological process (GO): protein targeting to vacuole; protein retention in Golgi apparatus
Cellular component (GO): extrinsic component of membrane
Source: RefSeq, a predicted model, not a curated record